CUCCAACAGAUUGACAGAUUUUUUUUCCAGAAUAGUGAGGAACAUUCUGUGAAAAGUCGCAAUUUGCAGGUCGUCAUCAUUCUAGCAAUAUACGACUCACACGACCAUAACAUUGAAGCAGUAUUAUAUCAAUAGAUUUUAGUAAGACUACGUUUGCACAAUAACCGGUCACCAUAAGUCAGUGUUCAACUCCACUCAGUUCAUCGAAGAAAACCCUAAUCAAAUCAAACGCACGCAGAUCACAAUAUUUUCACAGAUUUGACAUUUAAUUUUUCCGAAGAAAAUUAAUAAAGACAAAAACAAUCGGAUAUAAAAUUAUUGCAUCAUGCUGUCGCGUAUGUGCGUUGCGCGUUCUGCGUUUAACGUAGGCCAUACCCUCAAGACCCCAAUCCCAAAGAACUUCGUGCCCAAAAAUUAUGUGAUCAGGAAUUACGCCAGGGAACCUCGUUCCAGAGUAGCAGCUCAACAACCCACUGCCUCAUUAUGGGCCCGACUGAUGGCUCCUGCUGGGCCCAAUGCAUUCAGCCUAGGAAAAGGUGCACUGGCAGGAGCUAGUGCCAUGAGCUUAGCAGCACUCUGUUACUAUGGCUCUGGGGUGAAGCCGGGAGUGUGCACAGAAGCACACCUUUGGCCAAAGUAUGUUAAAGAUCGCAUUAAGGCAACAUAUGGAUAUAUCGCUGGUUCCAUUGCAUUGACUGCGGGCAGUGCUUACACAGUAUUUAGGACACCUGCAUUGCUGAACUUAGUAGCGAGAAAUGGUUGGAUGUCAAUCAUAGUAACACUAGGCUUGAUGAUUGGCUCUGGCAUGGUGGUUCGAGGCAUGGACUACACCCCUGGCUUUGGUGCUAAGCAGUUAGCCUGGAUGGUGCACACUGGCAUCAUGGGCGCUGUGAUUGCACCUAUGUGCUUCCUUGGAGGUGCCGUACUGACUCGGGCUGCUUGGUACACAGCGGGUGUAGUGGGCGGGCUGAGCACGAUAGCGAUCUGCGCUCCGUCGGGCGAGUUCCUGAACAUGCGCGCUCCGCUGGCGAUGGGGCUGGGCGCCGUGUUCGCCGCCUCGCUCGCCAGCAUGUUCGUGCCACAGACUACCGCACUCGGUGCAGGAUUAUAUUCACUGAGUUUGUACGGUGGUCUGAUUGUAUUCGGUGGAUUCCUGUUAUACGAUACGCAAGCUAUUGUCAAACGCGCUGAGCUGCACCCUAUGUAUGGAUUAAAGCCUUAUGACCCGAUAAACUCAGCUAUUUCGGUAUACUUGGACAUCAUAAACAUCUUCAUGCGCAUUGCCAUCAUUCUGUCCGGAGGCGGCGGCAACAAGAGGAAGUAAACGAUAUACGAAACCAGUUUAGUGAUUGAUGUCUUUAUUUGCUGUAUAAAAAUCGAACAAAAUAAAAUUGGUUGUCGACAGCAGAAAAAAAUCGACGGACAAAGGGAAGAAUGUGAUAUUGUUGGGUACUUUUAGUUUUGUAGCAGUUUAAAAUUUAUAGUCACAUGCUUGUUAACAUACUUAAAGCAUUAUAAAAUAUAACUAAAAAAACACAAGUUCAGAAUGUAACACUAAGAUAAUUUGAUAUUAAAAUUACCUUAAAAAGAUUGAACUUGUGCCAUUAUUGUAUACCACGUUGUAGUAAACGUCAAACUUGGUAAAUCACGAAUUCAGAUUAAAGCAUAAAGUAUGGUUUUACAUUAUUCCUACUGAAUGCACAAUAGUUUCGACCUGUAGAAGUGUAUUAAUUUAUUUAAUAGAGUUCUCAGUACCAUCCUA
This is a messenger RNA of Helicoverpa armigera (cotton bollworm), 1762 nucleotides long. Its product is annotated as growth hormone-inducible transmembrane protein. The record is from RefSeq and is a predicted model, not a curated record. Gene Ontology annotation, cellular component: mitochondrial inner membrane. The coding region runs from base 326 to 1324 and encodes 332 amino acids. The transcript is spliced from 8 exons. Lineage: Eukaryota; Metazoa; Arthropoda; Insecta; Lepidoptera; Noctuidae.